Molecule: messenger RNA, 936 nt
Organism: Myxocyprinus asiaticus (Chinese sucker)
Lineage: Eukaryota; Metazoa; Chordata; Actinopteri; Cypriniformes; Catostomidae
Gene: gimap
Product: GTPase IMAP family member 7
Exons: 3
Coding region: 16-936 (306 amino acids)
Molecular function (GO): GTP binding
Source: RefSeq, a predicted model, not a curated record
AGGGGCAGCUUUGAAAUGGACAUUCCAAAUAUGUCGCUGAGACGGAUGGUGAUGGUGGGGAAGACUGGAGCAGGUAAAAGCUCUUCAGGAAACACCAUCCUGGGCAGAAGAGUCUUCAGAGCAGCUAAAGGAGGUUCAUCUGUAACUAAAGAGUGCUGGAAAGAGACAGGAGAAGUAGCUGGAAGAGAGAUCGUUCUGGUGGACACACCGGGUCUGUUUGACACUGAUAUAUCAGAAGAUUAUCUGAAACAGGAGAUCAGUAAAUGUGUGAACAUGACGGCACCAGGACCUCACGCCAUCGUCCUGGUUAUUCAGCUGGGUCCAUUCACAGAAGAAGAGAGACUCUCAGUGGAGAAGAUCAGAGCCAUAUUUGGAGAAGAAGCAGAUAAACACACCAUCAUCCUCUUCACUCACGGAGAUGAACUGAACAGCACUAUUGAGGAAUACCUCAGUGAAGCCACAGAGAACCUCAAAGAAGUGUUGAAACAAUGUGGAGGAAGAUAUCAAGUCUUCAGGAAUAAAGACAUGGAAGAUCGUACUCAAGUUCUGCAGUUUUUACAGAAAGUGGACGAGAUGGUCGCUGCCAAUGGAGGUGGAUUUUACACCAGCGAGUCUUACAAGAGUGUGGAGCUCAUGUUAAAAACCAAAGAAGAGGAACUGAAGAAGAUCUAUGAGAAAAAACUGCAAGACAAAGAGAAAGAACUGGAAUCCAGAUUUAACAAAGAGAAGGAAAAGCUACAGGAGAGAAUUGAGGCUCUAACAGCAUCUGAUCAAGAGAAAGAAAAGAAGAUCAAAGAGUUGGUAGAGCUGAAUAAGAGGAAAAGAUUUGAAAUGCUGGAGUACAAAUGUUUUUAUGAGACCAAGCUCAAAGAGGUCAGACAGGAGGCAGAACAGACUCGCAUUGAGAAAUUAAAGAGCACCUAUUAUGUCUUGUGA